Eublepharis macularius is the source of this 951-nucleotide messenger RNA. RefSeq names its product olfactory receptor 1009-like. Gene Ontology annotation, molecular function: odorant binding; G protein-coupled receptor activity; olfactory receptor activity. Gene Ontology annotation, cellular component: membrane. Gene Ontology annotation, biological process: sensory perception of smell; G protein-coupled receptor signaling pathway. Bases 1 to 951 code for a protein of 316 amino acids. The record is from RefSeq and is a predicted model, not a curated record. Lineage: Eukaryota; Metazoa; Chordata; Lepidosauria; Squamata; Eublepharidae. The transcript has a single exon.
AUGCAAGAGGAGAAUCAAACACAAAUGUCUGAAUUCAUACUCGUAGGAUUCUCAGAUCUAUUUGAAGUGGAAAUACUUUUGUUCCUGCUCUUCCUACUCAUUUACAUACUAACAAUAAUAGGAAAUCUUGGUAUGAUUGUAUUGAUCCAGACUGAUUCCCUCCGACUGUCUCCGAUGUAUUUCUUCCUCAGUAAUCUGUCCUUCAUUGACAUUUGCUAUUCCUCAGUUGUCACCCCUAGGAUUCUGUAUGAUCUUUUCACAGAGAAGAAGAUAAUUUCAUACAAUGCAUGUGUGAUGCAGUUGUGGUUCUUCACCCUCUAUGCCACUACUGAGUGCUAUGUACUAGCUGCCAUGGCUUAUGAUCGCUUUGUGGCCAUCUGUAACCCUCUGCUUUAUCCAGUUACCAUGACGAGAAAGAUAUGUUUCCAGCUUAUAGCUGGCUGCUACCUGGUGGGGAUUGUGACUGCAAUUGUUCAUACCAGUGGUACAUUCAGGCUCCAUUUCUGUGGCCCCAAUGAAGUCAGCUCUUUUUUCUGUGACAUUCCACCUAUGCUACGGCUUGCCUGUUCAGACAACUAUGUUUCCAAGACAGUACUCUUUGUGUUCUCUGGUUUUGUUGUGGUAUUGAAUGCAAUCAUUGUUCUCAUCUCCUACUCUUAUAUUCUUUCCACGAUCCUGAGGAUGAGAUCAUCCUCAGGCAGGCGAAAGACCUUCUCAACCUGUGCCUCACACCUUAUGGCCGUUAUAGUGUAUUAUGGGACACUCACCUUCAUGUAUGUUCAGCCUGGAGGGCUUGAGGCAGUGGAACAAGACAAAAUAGUGUCAGUUUUCUAUACCAUUGUGAUCCCCAUGCUGAACCCCGCCAUCUACAGUCUGAGGAAUGAGGAAGUGAAAAAAGCCCUGAAGAAAAAACUGAAUAAGAAAAUCUUUCUUCAGCAGCCAAAAUUAUGA